UAUUGACGUUUGUGGUCACAAAACAACUAAAAUCUUAUCUGUGGUUUGAAAACGAAAAGAAAAUCUGCGUACAAAAUAUUACAGCAAAAUUUAAUUGACGAAUUCCAAUUUUUCCUUUAGUGCAGUUGCAAUUCACAAACUCAUUUUGGUAAAUCGGUAAAAAUGUUAAGGCUACGCCCCAAGCCCGAGAGUGAUAGCUCCAGAGAAUGGAGUUGCUGCUUCUGUUUCCAUGUGCGCACUGGCACUGUUCUGCUCGGCAUAUGGCAUCUGAUGCUGCAUUUAGUAGCACUGGGAUUUUUGGCUGCGAUAACGCGCGAUCCGAGGCUGCUUGAAGAGUUUGAGCAGGACUCGCUUGCAAUAAGCCGUAAUACACCGUUUGGCACACACGGGACUCGCGAUCACAACUUGGUGUACCAUGACAUAGAUGUAGGCGCUCUCGUCACCAUUUGCACGCUGGCAGUAACACUGAUGCUGAUAUACGGAGCUUCCCGCGGCAAGCCGACCCAUCUGCUGCCGUUCUUCUGUCUGCAAAUAUUCGACUUUGCUAUCACUGUUCUAACCGUGACAGGCUACCUGUGCUACCUGCAGUCCAUCCACCGGCUGGUGCAGGAGACCAAGCGCGUGCCGUGGCGCGAGGAGCUGCUGGCGCUGCCUCCGGCCGCGUUGGCGUUAAUCGUGCUCAGCUUCUUCAUGACUGCUGUGUUGCUCAAGGUAAUCAAUACAUCAUCAGUGACGGUGACGCUACCUGUGCUACCUGCAGUCCAUCCACCGGCUGGUGCAGGAGACCAAGCGCGUGCCGUGGCGCGAGGAGCUGCUGGCGCUGCCUCCGGCCGCGUUGGCGUUAAUCGUGCUCAGCUUCUUCAUGACUGCUGUGUUGCUCAAGGCGUACUUCAUCAGCAUUGUGUGGCGGUGCUACAAGUACUUGACGAUCCGAAGCCACGGCCUCGACCGACUCUCGCCCUUCGUGAUCUCUACCGACGGAGUGGUGGUGCCCCCCGCACCCGCCUACUCCGGCCCGCCGCCCGCGCCCGACUACUCCAGCCUGCUGCCCGACUACGAGGAGGCCGUCAAGCAGACCCCGCCGCCCUCCUACCGCGCCGCCACCCUCAUGACCGCCGACCCCGCCAACGCUGCUGAUCCGAACCAGGCUGCGAAGGAGGACAACCAGCCGCAAGUCACCAACACGAUGGUAAUGCUGCCCCCGAACGGCGCGCAGGCUCGCGUGUAAAUGUCUCGUAUAGCACCGCGGCACUGAAGGUUUCCAUUGAUACCACUGCUUUUAAACGAAAGGGUCACUAAAUUAUAAAUUUAUCAUCAUCAUUAUUAAAUAAUACCUACUCUUUUUCUACUUAUGUGCGACUAGAGGACGCUACUUUAUGUGAAAUUUAGUUUUUCAGAAAUGACGCUUCAACGAAGAAUUUUUCCGUGAUAAAAAGUAAUUUAUUUGUUGAUCCAGGGUAUAAAUCUAUUCAAAAUUUCAGCCAAAUAUAUUCAGUAGAAUUAGCGUCAAAAAGCAACGACCAUAAACACAAACUUCAGCUUUUAAAUAUAACGUUAAGAUAUUUCUCUCAAUUACCAUCUGGUGAAUUUCGUGACACCUAAAACUAUUAUUAUUUAAUUAAUUAUUAUUAUUAUAAAACAACCAACAUUUAUUUAAUGUGAUUUGAAGUACUGAUAAUAAAUAUACCAAAUUGCAUAUUCAGACUUUUAAGUCAGCUAGCUCAAAAUUACGUUUUCAGCUUCCCUAAUAUUUUCCGUAUCAUAGGUAAAAAUUAGGGAAGAAAAUAUAGGUAUCGAAUGGUAGCAAAGAUUUAAAGUGCUGUCUUCAUAAAAAGUGUUUUUAAUAUUAAUAAACAAUUUAUUGUGUCAACCUUUCGUUUCAAUGCAGUAAAAUCCCAAAUAAUCCUUUGAUUCAAAGUUCUAUUCAGCACAUACAACGUAUAAAAUGACUGAUGGUCUCUUUAUGAAUGUAAACUUUGAUUGUGAAAUAUAAAUUGAAAAGUUUUCAAAACCGUUAAUUUCCAAUUGCCUACAAUUUAUUGAGAAUUUGUUUUUAAUUACGAGUAUGGCGAGAAACGUGAAUGUCGAAUUUUAGAAAAUUUAGAAUUGUACACUUUGACGGUUUAUUUAUUAGAUUUUCAUGUGAUUUAAGUAUCAAAAAGUAUUUGUUAUCAAAAAAUGAUAUAUACCUUCAAAAACUGAUCAAGCUUAUUAUCAGUGCACAAUAUAUUACAUAAUAUUUGUCCGUAUUUGAUUGACGGAUAGUUUGCUUAAAAGUGAACAGCUUUUCGUGGAAAAUUAACAUCGAAUAAUAAUAAUUCAUAGUAAUUCAUGAUACACACAUUUUUUCGAUAUUUUCUGCGAAAUCCUGUCCAAACUCUUGAUCCAACAAAAUCCCUCGAAGUUUUAAACCCAAAGGUGCUCCGAUUUUCGGAUCGGACGUUGACUCAUUCGCGGAAAAUAUCGAAUUAUUAAAAACUUCGUAAAUAGAGUACCUACCUGGUCUAAUAAUACAUAUACAACAAUUUAAGAUUUCCAACGUUCUGCCUCCAACAUUAGGUGCAAGAAAGUCUGUCAGUUUUAAAAAGGCCUAAGAUCACAUUCUUCAUAACUGAAUGCGGAAGAGGAAAGGCUUAAAGUAAACAGUUCCUACCAAUCGGAUAGUUUGUAAGCCAGAAAAGAUAGAUUGUAAACGUUUUACUUAUUGUAUAGUAUGCGCCGAACUUCUAGUCCACUCUGAAGUUGCAACACGCCGAACUGCACUGGUAUUGUAUUCUACUUACCGAAACCAAAUCACAUCGCUUAUUUGCUAAUAGUCUUUUAUUACUCUACAGAGGUGUAACUAUAAGAAGUAAGUAUUACGCCCGAUUGGCAUGCAAAAUAUUAUUAAUCUAUACUAAUAUUAUAAAGAGGUAAAGUUUGUAAGUUUGUAAGUUUGUAAGUUUGUAACAAUUUUUUGAAAUGGGGUAAUCUUCGGAACUACUGGACCGAUUUUAAAAAUUCUUUCACCAGUAGAAUGCUACAUUAUCGGGGAGUGCUAUAGGCUAUAUUUUAUAUUUCUAUCAUAUAUACCUACUGAGAUAUCGCGGGUUUUCUCUUACAGGUCGGACUGAAAAACUUACUUAUUCGCAUGCGCUGCCUCAACCAUUGCGUAUAACUGAAAUAAAUGUAUGGAGGCUUUUUGAACCUUUAAAAGUUCUACAAAAAAGUCCGCGACACCAUAUAUCUAUCUUUUAUAUUUUAGCAGAUAUAGUACCUUUAGUACUUUAAUAAAUUAUUUAAAUUUUAAACUAAGGUUUACGUCAUUAUUUACACAACUAAACUUAAAACCUUAUCAAAAUAAAUGAUUUAAUAAUCACAAGGAUAUUAUAGAGAUAAGAUUUGCCCUUUACAGUAUGUUAAUUAGUUAUAUAGUUUCGGAGAUAAUACAAAAUUUCUGAAAGUCGCAGAAAUGCCGCUAUAUGACGCCCCGCGGUUUCAAUUACGUGGUUCCCGUUCCCGUAUGAAUAUGAGGACCAAACAUAGCCUAUGACACUCGCAAAUAAUGUAGCUUUCUAUUGGUAAAAGAAUUUUCCAAAUCGGUCCAGUAGAUCCAGAGAUUACCCCCGACAACCACACAAACUUUACCUCUUUAUAGUAUUAGCAUAGAAGUCGCUUGGGAAAUUAUAGUCUUUUGGUCAUUGCACCACGCACAAAAGGCUGGACCAAUUUUGCUGAGGGUAGGGAUAGGGUAGAGGUAGGGAAGGGGUAGGAUAGAGGUAGGGUAGGGGUAAUUUAGGGAAAGUAUAGGGUAGGGUAGGGUAGGGUACGGAUAAAGUAGGGGUAGUGUAGGGUAGGGGCAAGGUAGAGGUAGGGGAAGGAUAUGGAACGUAUAGGGUAGGGGAGGAGUAGGAUAGGGGUAGGGUAGGGUAGGGGUAGUGUACGGGUAGGGAAGGGUUAGGGUAGGGAUAAGGUAGGGGUGAAUCUGUCACCCACCGGAGAUAAGUCCUCGAGUCGUUAACGCUAUCAGUGUUUCCUAAGCGAUCUUAAUAAAACUACAGGAGAGCUCAAUUUACGAGUGUCGCUGGCUGGGUUGCGGUAGUUUACGAAAUGUUCCCGUGGCUCAGUCAUCAGGCGGCGAGUCGGAACACCGUGGGGUUUUAGUCGGUUGAAGUCCGACAUAACCUUCUUGCCUCCCCGUGGCGAGAAGGUAUCCAUGAGGAUUUCCCCACGUAAAAAAAAAAAAAGGGAUAAGGUAGGGGUAGGGAAGGGUUAGCGGUAGGGUAGGAGUAAGGUAGGGGUAGGGUAGGGGUAGAUUAGGGGUAGGGUAGGAUAGGGUAUGGAUAGGUUACGGGUAGGGUUAGGGUAGGGUAAGGUGAGGGGAGGGAAGGGUUAGCGUUAGCGGUAGGGUAGGAGUAAGGUAGGAGUAAGGUAGGGGUAGGGUAGGGUAGGGUAGGGUAGGGUUGGGUAGGUUUACGAGCAGGGUAAGGUAGAGGUAGAGAAGUUUACAUCAAUUUUUACGCGGACGAAGUCGCGGGCGUCCGCUAGUUGAUUAUAUUUAUUUAUCAUUAAAAAAUCAAAUCCACCAUAAUAAUGGUGGAUUUGAUAAUUAAUAAUAAUGGUGGAUAAUUAAUAUCAAACAAGAAAUUAAUUUGAAUACAAUACUGAAAUUAAACAGUAAACUGGAAACUGUUACAGUUAUUAAAUUUAUUCAUGUUACAGAACGCAUUAACCGAGGAAUCUAAUUAUUUUUAAAAUACCGGUGGAAUAUGUAUUACACUCCACGUGUUCAGAGCGGACACGAAGUUUGGCGCAUACUAUUCCUAUGGUACUUGGUUCGGUUAUCGUAUAUUUACCUACCUACAAACCUAUAACGUAAUACCUAUUUCCAUUUAUAACGUCUACUGAAGAUAGAACUUAAUAAGAUUUAAGUAUAUUGGUAAUUUCAUCAGUACAUUUAUUCAGUAGAUAUCUGGGUGUUUAUGAUUGAAAUAAAUCUGUAGUGACGUGCAGUAUAUAGCGUUUGUAGUUAAAUAUCGAAAUAUUAAAGUUUUCUUAAGUGUAAGUUCAUUAAAUAUUUUAAGACGGUGCCAUUAGAUGGCAUUUUUGGUGUUUAAAUUUUUUUCUUAAUUAAUAUAAUAAUAGGCGAGUGUUUACUUCUUGGUGAUACAAUGGAUAUAAAUAACAAAUACCGACCAUAUUUCAAACAUCGCUGGGCCCAGUUACUACAAUGUCCAAAUUAGUGUAAUUUAUUAAAUAACUAGCGGACCCGGUCAAGCUUCGCUUUGACUUAUGUGCAAUUCUUCCUUACCCCUACCCUACCCCUACCCUACCCCUAGCCUACCCCUAACCUACACCUACCCUACCCUACCCCUACCCUACCCCUUGACUCUUAAACGUUUGUAUGGGAAAUAGAAAAGGGUCGUUUUUAUGGUUUUCCCGGCAAUUAAUCAAAUUUUUCUCACCUUUUAAACCUUCCCUAUACCUCCACAAACAUUUCAAGACCAAGAUAAGAAAAAGCCGUUCUCGAGUUUUAGCGAGACUAACGAACAGCAAUUCAUUUUUAUAUGUAUAGAUAAUAACAGUUUUAGACUGGUUUAAUUUCAGUUUAUUGACAGUACAUCUAGAUAACCAAGUACCUAUAUUAUAAAAAGCACGAAUUAAAAAAAAUACCCAUUUUAAAAAAAUGUGAAUUCAAAUAAUUUUUGAUAAAUUUAAAUUAAUAUAAAAUCAAGGAUUUUUCGUAUUUUUUUUAUGUGCUGGGCCCAAAGUGGUCGGUCUCCUUUGAUUAUUUUAGUAUUUUCGUUAAUCAUCAAUUUGGGUGCACAAAUAUAUUUUGUGUUCAUAUUUUCUUUUUAUUAUACAUAAAAAUAACAACACUGUGCCAUUUCUUUUCGUUAUCUUAUUGUAUCUAAUUAUUUUAAUAUUUUCGACAUUUUUAUUUUGUAUAGAAUAUUUUUUCUAAUGAAUACAUUCCAAGCAUUGAAAUGUUUCACGAAAUUCAUAUUUCUUUAUAAUAUUUUAACAUGUUUCAUAUAAUUAUGGUGGCAUAUGUAUAAAUAGACCGAAUAAUUGCUUCUAUAUUGCAGUCACGUCAUAUGCCCUUUGAAAUAUGCAGUUUAAUAUAUUAUUUAUAUUAUAAUAACAUUGUUUAAAUUUAUUAUAUAACAUUAUAAUAUAUAUAAAUAGUAUAUAUGUAUAUGUGGGCGUAGAUAUUAUAUAUUUUAACAAACUUUAAAUAUUCAUAUUAAAUAGUAAACUUUCAUAUUUUUCGAAAAAUUUUCGCUUUCCUGUAGUUUUUAUAUUAAUACUUAAAAUUAUAUUUUGCGUCCAAGGUACAAGGAAAAUAUUCAACAUUGUGAUGAAAAAAUAUAUAUAAUAUGAACAUACUUCAUUAAGUACGUUCAAAUAAAGUUACAAGGAGCGGAUUUUUACGAAAAAUUAAACUUUAACACUUAGAGGCUUUAAAAAGCUUAUUGAAAUUAUUGGUUAAUAACAAAAUGGUAUCAAAGAAAAAUUAAAGAGUCGUAAAUUUAAGAAAUAAUUAAAAUGUUAUUAAGGAGAAGGUUCACUUUAUCCAAAAUCUUUAUCUUGAUGCCAAAAUGCUGCCAAAUGAACCUAAAAUAUAAAUUUUGUUUCUGGCCACUUAGCUAAAUUAAUUAUUUGGUGAAAUAAUGAAGUACAAUUUAGUACUUCAUUAUUUUACCAAAUAAUCCUUCUGGGUUUUUAUAUGUACCUUUAGAACUUAUAAACUCAAAAUAGUGAAAUUAAACCAAAAAAUAUAAAUGAUUGAAGGACGGCCUAAUUGCUAUGUAGAUAUAUAUUUUUAUGGUUAGUAUUAUUAUGGCUGAUUUUAUUUUCAAACUGUUACUUAUAUUAACCAUUUAUUUCGUUGUACUUACCUGUUUGUAUGCUACUGUAUAUGUUAUUAUAAUUUUUAUAUAAACCAUGGAUCGUCUAAAUCAUGUUAUAAUAAUAGAUAUAGACGGUAGGUACCUACCUAAUUUGUGUCUGUAAAUGAACUAAAAAUCUGUGUGUUUAAGUAAAUUAUUAACAAUCAUGUAUAUUUAAUAUUUUUAUUCUUAAAUAAAGUACCUAUAGACGUCGAUAA
Messenger RNA from Bicyclus anynana (squinting bush brown), 7090 nucleotides. RefSeq names its product lysosomal-associated transmembrane protein 4A. Lineage: Eukaryota; Metazoa; Arthropoda; Insecta; Lepidoptera; Nymphalidae. Gene Ontology annotation, cellular component: lysosomal membrane. The coding region runs from base 163 to 1137 and encodes 324 amino acids. The transcript has 7 exons. The record is from RefSeq and is a predicted model, not a curated record.